AUGGCAUCGAACGGAUCAGCGACCUCGUCACACGACAUCUCGUUCCCAGUGAACCGCCCGGCACAGCAGGUUCAGUGGACUCCAGAGUUUGACGCCAGUGUACGCGCACGAGAGGUCUCGAGUGUACAGAUCGAGCCUGCGAACUCUGUACCGCCAGAAUACUAUCCGAAUGGAAAGCGCUCACUUGCAGGCAUUGGGCUGCGUGCCUUCUUCCUGGGCAACGCUGCGAUAAUAGGCCUCUUUUUCGCCGUACAGCUUGCAUACCAUGGCAGCCAUUUAUGGCGACCGUUUCUCUUCCUCGGCACUCUCUCUGUGUUCCACUUCCUCGAGUUCUACACCACGGCUGCUUACAACACACCGGACGCAAAGAUAGGCUCGUUCCUGCUGACGAAUGGCGCUCAAUACCGAAUCGCGCACACAGUGGCCUUUACCGAGACCAUCAUCACCUCUUGCUUCUUUCCUGGCUGGCAGUCGAAGGUCCACUCGCCGGUGGCUAUACUUGCAGGCAUCAUCACGGUGUUGAUGGGGCAGGUGGUGAGGAGCAUCGCUAUGGCACAAGCAGGCACAAACUUCAACCACCAGGUCCAGUCAAAAAAGAACGAAGGUCAUGAGCUUGUGACUCGCGGCUUGUAUGCGUACUUCCGUCAUCCGUCCUAUUUUGGCUUCUUUUGGUGGGGCAUUGGCACUCAAGUCAUGAUCGGGAACAUUGUGUGCACCUUGGGCUAUGCUGGAGUCUUGUGGUUCUUCUUCAAGACCAGGAUCAACCACGAAGAGAAGCAUCUCAUCCAAUUCUUCGGAAAGAAUUACGAGACAUACCGAGUGAACACACGCGUCUGGAUACCUUUCAUAUAA
Messenger RNA from Macroventuria anomochaeta, 852 nucleotides. RefSeq names its product prenyl cysteine carboxyl methyltransferas-like protein Ste14. Gene Ontology annotation, cellular component: endoplasmic reticulum; membrane. The transcript has 2 exons. The record is from RefSeq and is a predicted model, not a curated record. Gene Ontology annotation, molecular function: protein C-terminal S-isoprenylcysteine carboxyl O-methyltransferase activity. Bases 1 to 852 code for a protein of 283 amino acids. NCBI's taxonomy places the organism in Eukaryota, Fungi, Ascomycota, Dothideomycetes, Pleosporales, Didymellaceae. Gene Ontology annotation, biological process: C-terminal protein methylation.